AGAGUUCAAAAUCCUGGUUCUGGCUGGGUGCUGGCUGGGCUGGAGCUAGAGAUGUGAAUUCUGGGUCAAAUCAAUAAAUCAAAAUCAAUAUAGUAUCUUUGACAAUGGCUGUCACGGGUGCGAUCCGUAGCAAAAUCAAAAGAAAAUGAAGAAAUAGUGAAAUAAAUUGCUCAAAUUGCUUUUGCAAAAUAAAUAAAUACAUAGUGAAUAUGAUAGUAUAUUAAAUUUAUUGUACUAAUUAGGUAUGGAAUCGAUUACGGUGGAGUUAAGUGUACCAUGUUAUUACACUUUAUUUUUCACAGAAGCUGAACCUACAGAACUGUCUCAAAACCAGGUUAUAUUACAAGAUGGUGUUUUUGGCGAGUUGGGAGCAGGCCUUCCCACUCAGGAUUCACUUCUUAGCCCAGACGAUGUAUUGGCGCAGUUUCUUACCGAGGAAGAGUUGUUAGAAGAGCCUGAUCUGAAUGGACCCACCACCCUGCACUGUGAAAUAUGCAGCAAAAAAUUUGACAAUGCCAAGAAGUAUUAUGGUCAUCUGAGAGUACAUUCCAAACAUAAUCUUUGGAUUUGUGAAAAUUGCCCGGACCUAAAGUUUUCCACCAAGCAGCAGCUCAUGAAACACAGCCUCACACACCAACCCCUCGAGCGCAUGUGGCGUUGUCCUCAGUGCACCCUGUCCUUUGAAGCUCUGUGGAGGUUGCAGCAACACUUAUUCGCGAAACAUCGCACACACAGGCCACACAAAUGUGAUAAGUGUGACAAGACUUUUAACAAACCCUGCGAUCUGAAGAAACACAUAGAAGUGGUGCACGAAGGUAUCAAGAAGCAUGGGUGUACGGUUUGCAGUGCGAUGUUCAAGGACAAGUCGAACUUAAAACGGCACAUGCUGCGCCAUACUGGGGAGAAACCAUUCUUUUGCCCCGGCUGUGGGAACAGAUUUCAGCAGGUGGCUUCAUUGAAUCGACACAAAGCUAAAUGUCCCCUUAAUAAACAUAACACCGAAACAGAAGACAAAACAACCAGGAAGAACUACUGCCGGGUGUGCGGCAUGACAUUCCAGUACAAGAGUGCAUUGCUUGAGCAUUCCGUUAGGGAACAUAAUAACAACAACAACCACGAAAACAACAGCAGCAACAACGACAACAACAGCAGCAACAACAACAACGACAAUAACAAGAGCAACAUCAACAACGACAACAGCAUCAACAACCACGACAACAACAGCAGCAACAACAAUAACAUCAACAACGACAAAAGCAGCAAUAACAACAGCAUCAACAACCACGACAACAACAGCAGCAACAACAACAACAACGUAAACAACAACAUCAUUAACAACCACGACAACAACAGCAGCAACAACAACAACGUAAACAACAACAUCAUCAACAACCACGACAACAACAGCAGCAGCAACAACAACGUAAACAAUAACAUCAUCAACAACCACGACAACAAUAGCAGCAACAACAACAACAACAUCAUCAACAACCACGACAACAACAGCAACAACGUCAACGACGAUGCAAAUGAGCCUGAAGAACCAGAAAAGCCUACUCAGUUGCCAGCAAAGCCGGCCAGAACUGUCAACAAUAUUGUAGAUGACAUCCUUUCUGCCGAAGACGAGUACAUUACCACGCAAAAUGAAAUCGAUGUAAACACUCCCGUUGAAGUCGACACCAACACAGAUAAACUCAUGCAGAUAGAAUUUCUCAAAGAAAUGAAUCAAUUGCAUAUACUUGACGAUGAAUUGUUCGACAAUGAUUAUGAUUUGGACAGUUUUCAAAACACUACAAAUAAUACAAAUAUAGAUGAUAACGAUGAAAAAAAUGGUGAAAUUUUCGAUUUUACUGAAGCUGACAAGGGCGUAGAUCAAGACAUAAUGAACGCGCUGUACGAAGUGAAAGCUGACAAUUUGCCAGAUGAAUUGCUAAAUGUAGCUGAGGGUAGUUUUAUCGAGAAGCCGGCAGAAACAGGGGACCCUCCAGUUACGGUCAACGAAUGCGCUACGAUAUUCGAAAGUGAUGUAGAUUUAGAAUCCAGUGCCAAUUUGGCGGCGAAUUUGAGUCAAUUGAUUGGAGAGAACAGUGUACAGUACAUAUCGACCGAGGACGAUGACACGUUUAUUAUAAGUUUAAAUAGUGAAAUCGACGCGGCGCAAUUAAGCGACAUGCUGAAUAUAGGACUGGCUGGUGAUAGUAAUAACAAAAAUGAAGCUGAGACUGAAAAUGUAAAGAAAGAAAUGAAUAAUUAUGCAAUUGCAGACGGAUAUACGGAUAUUAUGCUAGGACUUGAAGGAUCAGUAAAUAAACCGGUGCAACCGAUCGCUGCUAAUGAUAAUAGUUUAAGUAAAGCUAAAGGGCGUAAAAAAAGACAAAAGAAGACCGUACUCUAUGUUUGCCACACUUGUAACAAAAUCUUCCAUAAGAGGGAUAACUACAGAUCUCAUUUAGCAACUCACAACCCAUCGCUGCGUCGGCACUGUUGCAUCGUGUGCGGGCGCCGCUUCUGCUACCGCUCGACGCUGAACAAGCACUUCGCCGCCAGCCACCGCCCCAUCGUGCUCAGCGCGCACAGCUGCCAGCGCUGCGGGAAGCAGUACAGGGCUGCUUGGAUGCUGAAGGACCACAUGGCGCGGGACCACGAGGGGCACUACCCGCACGCGUGCGACUACAAGGGCUGUUUCAAGAAGUUCUUCAAGAAGUUUGAUCUCGUUGUGCACAUGAGGCAACACACGGGCGAGCGGCCGUACGCGUGCCAGAUCUGCCGCAUGACGUUCCCGCAGCUGUCGCACCUCAAGCGGCACCAGCGACACGUCGACUGCACCAAGAGGGUACGAAAACCACCGGUCGAUGUAUCAGUAUUACGUGCUAAAUCGGAGAAGCUUCCAACUAUGGAUUUCAGAUUUAUUACAUUAAGUGACAUUAUAAUAUAAAUAAAAUACAUGUUAAUCAGAAAA
This is a messenger RNA of Plodia interpunctella (Indianmeal moth), 2959 nucleotides long. RefSeq lists its product as uncharacterized. Gene Ontology annotation, molecular function: DNA-binding transcription factor activity; RNA polymerase II cis-regulatory region sequence-specific DNA binding. Bases 245 to 2935 code for a protein of 896 amino acids. The transcript has 11 exons. Gene Ontology annotation, biological process: regulation of transcription by RNA polymerase II. The record is from RefSeq and is a predicted model, not a curated record. NCBI's taxonomy places the organism in Eukaryota, Metazoa, Arthropoda, Insecta, Lepidoptera, Pyralidae.